Messenger RNA from Jaculus jaculus (lesser Egyptian jerboa), 1190 nucleotides. RefSeq names its product peroxisomal trans-2-enoyl-CoA reductase (gene Pecr). Gene Ontology annotation, cellular component: peroxisome. Gene Ontology annotation, biological process: phytol metabolic process. Lineage: Eukaryota; Metazoa; Chordata; Mammalia; Rodentia; Dipodidae. Bases 94 to 1005 code for a protein of 303 amino acids. The transcript has 8 exons. The record is from RefSeq and is a predicted model, not a curated record. Gene Ontology annotation, molecular function: trans-2-enoyl-CoA reductase (NADPH) activity.
CCGCUCACGUGGGCACGGGUCCUUUCAGCCUCCCUGGCUGUCCCCGGCGGAGUCCAAGGACUUAACUCCGUGCCAUUCACUCGGUCUCCCGCGAUGGGCUCUAGGACUCAGUAUCUGAGUUGCCUGGCAGCCAACUUGAUGAAGAAUCAAGUGGCCAUCGUCACCGGGGGUGGCACGGGCAUCGGAAAGGCCAUCGCGAAGGAGCUGCUGCACCUGGGAUGUAACGUGGUCAUCGCCUCCCGCAAGCUGGACAGAUUGAACUCUGCUGCAGAUGAGCUAAGAACCACCCUGCCGCCCUCUAGUGGGGCUCAAGUCACUGCCCUCCAGUGCAACAUCCGUAAGGAAGAGGAGGUUGAUAAUUUGGUCAAAUCUACCUUAGCUAUUUAUGGUAAAAUUGACUUCUUGGUAAACAAUGGAGGAGGCCAGUUCCUAUCUCCCCCUGAGCAGAUCACUGCCAAGGGCUGGAAUGCUGUGAUUGAAACCAACCUGACGGGUACUUUCUACAUGUGCAAAGCAGUGUACAAUUCCUGGAUGAAAACACACGGAGGAUCUAUCGUCAAUAUCAUUGUCCUUCUUCAGAGUGGGUUUCCUGGAGCUUCGCACAGCGGAGCUGCGAGAGCAGGCGUUUACAACCUGACCAAGUCCUUGGCUGUGUCCUGGGCCAGCAGUGGAGUGAGGAUCAACUGCGUUGCUCCUGGAGUAAUUUAUUCCAAGACUGCUGUGGACAACUAUGGUGAUUUGGGACAAACCAUAUUUGCAAGUUCCUAUGCUAACAUCCCAGCUAAACGACUUGGAGUUCCUGAAGAGGUCUCCUCCGUGGUGUGCUUCCUGCUGUCCUCUGCGGCCUCUUUUGUCACCGGGCAGCUGGUGGCCGUGGAUGGGGGCCAGUCUCUGUAUUCUCGCUUAAGUGACAUACCAGACCAUGACAACUGGCCCGCGGGAGUCGGGGACCUCUCUGCCGUCAGGAAGAUGAAGGAAUCUUUAAAGCAGAGAGCCAAGCUCUAAGCCAAGGAAACAACCAGCUCCCUUUUGUUCUCUAGUGCCUUGACCCCUUGAGCAUGUGCUUCCAGACUUCACAAGGCCUUAUAAUUUCUGUGGAAAUUGUUUUAAUGUUAUGAGUUCUCAAGAGCUUAUAAUUUUUAUGGAAAAUCAUUUUUUAAUGUUACAAAUAAAAUCUAUGUUAAAAACUA